CAAAAUUACAAAAUUCAUUAUUUACAGAAUGAUUUCUCGUAAAUGUGUUGUCUUAUAUUUUAUCGUUUUUUCUUUGUGUAUACAAGGCAACGAUACCUGUAAUCAAACGGGACCGAACGGCCAGUGCUGUGAGCAUUACAGAUGGAACAAUACAACAAGAGAAUGCACUCCCUGCCCUCAAGGGUACACAAGGGAUACGUGCGAUGCAAAAUGUCCUUAUCCAACAUACGGAGUUGCUUGUCAGGGUGUCUGUGCCUGUCAGAGAUUGUUAUGUAACGCUGUGACAGGAUGCACUGUUAUUACAGGUACAACGAUGGAAACGCAGACCAUAUACAAGCGAUUGUCGACGGUGGACUACAAGAGGGACAUCCGCAAUACAGUUACGGCUGGGAAUGAAGUCGAUAUGGUGCUAACUGCGGGUGUGACCAGUCGACAUAUGAUGCUUAUUCCUCCUCGGCACCUGAUCCCACUUCUGGUAUACCCAGGAGUCCGUGUUUGUCCAACUCUUGAUUUUGUAUUCCUUGUAGGAACUAUGGGUUUGUUUACUUUUCAUGAGACCAUGUCAUUUGCAAAUGUGCAUGGUAUGUCAAGAAUAUGAAUUUUCUGCAUCUCUAGAACAACUACUACACAUGUAUAACAAGUAGACCAAGCUGAAAAACAUAUUGAUCUCCGUGGAUAAUAUUUGCCUCCAUCAGCGGCUUUCUACAGCGUACAUGAUAGUCAAACCAGGAUAUCCACUGAUUUCACUUAAUAUGACGUGGCUUAUCAUCUUCAUUUGUACUUAUAAAUAAAAGGAAAUUCUAAAUUA
Ostrea edulis (European flat oyster) is the source of this 808-nucleotide messenger RNA. RefSeq lists its product as uncharacterized. The coding region runs from base 29 to 598 and encodes 189 amino acids. The transcript has 6 exons. NCBI's taxonomy places the organism in Eukaryota, Metazoa, Mollusca, Bivalvia, Ostreida, Ostreidae. The record is from RefSeq and is a predicted model, not a curated record.